AUGGGUCCUGCUGGGGGCCGGGGCCUCGAAGCUGGCGAGGGUCCUGAGCUUUUGGAGGGCCAUGGCAUGCCUCUGAGGAGUCCGCUCACCCUCUUGGACGGGGCCCUGGGCCUGGGUAUACUAGGACUCGGUGCUCGCCUUGUCCUGGCCCUGGCUGGACCAGGCAUGAUGCUGCUGCUGCUAUUUCUAAUGUUGAGUUUCCUGAUUUUCGACCUUGUGCAUGGACCCCUGGAGUUGCCUCUGCCUCAAAGACCAACGUUUAGACCCCUUGGAGCGGGGGGUGAGGGCCCCCACUUACAAGAACCAUUGCUCCCACCUACCCUGAGCCAAGUCCUGGACGGAUUCCUGCUCUUCACCGGCCUCGGGCUCAUCUUCGGGGCCCUGAUGCCCUUCAGUAUCUUCAGCCUCAUAGUCGGCCUACAGGCUCUGGCCUGA
Vombatus ursinus (common wombat) is the source of this 435-nucleotide messenger RNA. RefSeq names its product chromosome unknown C20orf141 homolog (gene CUNH20orf141). The record is from RefSeq and is a predicted model, not a curated record. Lineage: Eukaryota; Metazoa; Chordata; Mammalia; Diprotodontia; Vombatidae. The transcript has 2 exons. The coding region runs from base 1 to 435 and encodes 144 amino acids.